Molecule: messenger RNA, 636 nt
Organism: Entamoeba invadens IP1
Lineage: Eukaryota; Evosea; Mastigamoebida; Endamoebidae
Exons: 1
Coding region: 1-636 (211 amino acids)
Source: RefSeq, a predicted model, not a curated record
AUGGACUAUGUAAACGACGAAAAUGAUGUGAAAGCAAUCAACGAUUUUUACAAUCAGAACAGGUGUAAUCCACAUUUAUUGAUAUAUAAAAGUGAUUAUGAUACCCAGUUGGAAAUGCCUUUAUUGUCAUCGGAAAGCAUUUUUAUGAUGCAAGCUGUUGAUGAAAAUGAUAGUGAGAGAAUAUGCCAAAUGAUUAAAGAUAUGCAGCUUAAUAAAUUGUUUAUAGACUGUAGUGAAGCCAUUUGUGAUAACCAAGAAUUUUUACUUGAUUUGAGAAAAGCAACAACACUGGAAGAAAUACGAAUAACAAGGUUUGGUGGUAAAUUGUCGAUACCAGAUUCCAUCAAGAUUAUUUCAAUUAAUUUUAAAGAUGUAACAAUCGUCACCAAUAACGCUAAAAUAGUGGAGAUGAGUAUCAAAUGUUGUAACGCAAAUGGAUUGAGAGUGGAAGAAGGCGUAUUGAAAAAAGUUUACUUUUGGCACCAAGGACUUGGUUUUACUUUUGUUCACAAUGGAGGGGAAUUGAAAAAUACACUUUACAUUGAUAAUAUCGACUUUGAUUACAGUCAGUUAGACAACCCAGAUGACCUCAAAGUGUACAAAGAAGGCAAACAAAUCGUAUUGAAAAAGGAAUAA